Pocillopora verrucosa is the source of this 3229-nucleotide messenger RNA. RefSeq names its product V-type proton ATPase 116 kDa subunit a 1. Gene Ontology annotation, molecular function: ATPase binding; proton-transporting ATPase activity, rotational mechanism. Gene Ontology annotation, biological process: vacuolar acidification; proton transmembrane transport. NCBI's taxonomy places the organism in Eukaryota, Metazoa, Cnidaria, Anthozoa, Scleractinia, Pocilloporidae. The record is from RefSeq and is a predicted model, not a curated record. Gene Ontology annotation, cellular component: vacuolar proton-transporting V-type ATPase complex; vacuolar proton-transporting V-type ATPase, V0 domain; plasma membrane.
CACCGGAUUAACUGGUGACAGCGCGGGAGAGAUAACAUAACAAAUAAGGUUCGUGUGGUGGCCAGAUGGCUACAUAGAACUCAUUGUUACGUUGGACAAAAAAUUCAUCACAUUUUCUGUUCUUCACCUGCUCCUUGCCGAGAUGUCUUCCCUUUUCAGAUCGGAGGAAAUGACAUUGGCUCAACUUUUUCUUCAAGCUGAAGCAGCUUACACUUGCGUGAGCGAACUUGGAGAGUUGGGCCUAGCACAGUUUCGAGAUUUAAAUCCAGACGUGAACGCUUUUCAGCGUAAGUUCGUCAAUGAGGUGAGACGAUGCGAGGAGAUGGAAAGAAAACUUCGAUUCUUAUACAAGGAAAUUGAAAAAGCAGAUAUACGUGUAUCAGAAGCCAUAGAAUAUCCAGAAACUCCUCAAUUACGAGAGAUGAUUGAUCUUGAGGCCCAAUUUGAGCAGCUUGAAAAUGAAAUGAAAGACAGCAACACAACUUAUGAGACACUUAUGAAGAACUCUUUGGCACUGACAGAAUUCAAACACAUUUUACAAAAAACUCAAACCUUCUUUGAAGAGGCUGUCUUAGAGGGAAAUCAACAACUAAUGCAUGAAUCACAGAGGAGUGAUUUACAGGCACUCACAGAAGAUGACGCAAUGGAUGAAAUGGGAAAAGAAACUCAACUGGGUUUUGUCACUGGAGUCAUAGUGCGUGAGCAAAUGCCUUCAUUUGAACGUCUUUUGUGGCGUGCCUGUCGAGGGAAUGUGUUGUUAAAACAGGCAGAAAUAGAGACUCCUUUGGAAGAUCCAAGCACUGGAGACCAAGUCAACAAGUGUGUCUUUAUUAUAUUUUUUCAAGGAGAUCAGCUCAAAAGCAGGGUGAUGAAAAUUUGUGAGGGGUAUCGUGCUUCAAUCUACCCAUGUCCAAACACUGCGACCGAGAGAUUAGAGGUUGCCACUGGAGUAGACACAAGGAUUGAAGAUCUUCAAAUGGUCUUAAAUGAGACAAGAGACCAUCGUUACAGCUUGUUGACAACUUUGGCAAAGAACAUUAGUCAGUGGUUUAUUAAGGUUAAAAAGAUCAAGGCCAUAUAUCAUACCAUGAACACGUUCAACUUGGAUGUUACUCAGAAAUGUCUUAUUGCUGAAUGUUGGUGUCCAGUAAGUGACUUGGACAAGAUUCAUCAAGCAUUGCGGCGAGGCACAGAGCGUAGUGGUGCUGCUAUACCAUCUAUUCUGAAUCGCAUGGCCUCUGAUCAAGAGCCUCCAACUUUCAACAGGACUAACAAGUUUACCCAGGGGUUUCAAGCCAUUGUAGAUGCCUAUGGAGUAGCAAACUAUCAAGAGGUUAAUCCAGCCCUGUUUACUAUCAUUACCUUCCCAUUUCUGUUUGCGAUCAUGUUUGGAGACUGUGGCCAUGGCUUGAUAAUGUUCCUAUUUGCAUUGUGGUUAGUUCUGAAGGAAAAGAAGCUGAAAAAUUAUAAAGGUGGUGGUGAGAUGUUUGAGACCAUUUUUCAUGGCCGCUAUAUCAUCUUGUUGAUGGGACUGUUUGCCAUGUACACUGGUCUUAUUUACAAUGACUGCUUUUCCAAGUCCUUCAACAUCUUUGGCACAGCCUGGGAUCUUAGUGUAGAUUGGAGUCCAAUCAGUAAGGACAACCUAAAUAAGUCAGUUGCAGAGAAAGAAGAAAUCUGGGUAGACCCCAGGGAAACAUAUAUAAGAGGGGUGCCGUACUUCUUUGGUAUUGACCCAAUCUGGCAGCUGGCUACGAACAAACUUGCAUUUACCAACUCAUUCAAAAUGAAGAUGUCUAUUGUAAUUGGAGUGGCCCACAUGAUGUUUGGAGUUUGUCUAAAUUUCUUUAAUCAUCGACACUUCAACAAAUCUUUAGAUAUUGUUGCUGAGUUAGUACCCCAGAUCCUGUUUUUGUCAUGCAUCUUUGGUUACCUGGUCAUUCUGAUUGUCUACAAAUGGAUUGCUAUAGAUAUCAACAGUAAGAAUCAACCAAGCUUACUGUUGGCACUCAUCAACAUGUUUCUGGAAUUUGGUUCAAAGAUAAAAGAUGAAAAUCUUCUGUACGAUGGACAGGCUGUUGUUCAACCAUUACUGGUUGUUAUAGCAAUGCUCUGUGUUCCCUGGAUGCUCUUAACAAAGCCCUUAUAUCUCCGACAUCGGCACAGAGUUAACAAAGAACAUGGUUAUCAGAGGUUAGGGCCAGGUAACUCCAGUACUCCUCUCUUGUCCGGGGAGAUGGAUGAUCCUGGUAUAGACUCUGGUGCAGUGGUUUAUCAUGACGGCUCGUUUCAGGAAGAUCAAUCACCUGAUGACCAUUGUGAGGAGUUUGAUUUUUGGGAAGUGUUUGUACAUCAGGCCAUCCACACUAUCGAAUACUGCCUCAGUUGUAUCUCAAACACGGCCUCUUACUUGCGACUGUGGGCCCUAAGUUUAGCUCAUGCAGAGCUGUCGGAAGUAUUUUGGAACAUGUCUCUUCGUCCAGCUUUCACAUUUACCGGUUGGCUGGGUUCUGUCGCUGCCUUUGUUAUAUUUUCACUUUGGGCAGUUGAAACCGUAGUCAUCCUGUUGAUCAUGGAGGGUCUGUCGGCCUUUUUGCAUUCGCUUCGUCUACAUUGGGUCGAGUUCCAGAACAAGUUUUAUCAAGGAACAGGCUACAAAUUUCAACCAUUCUCCUUCAAGUCGAUUUUGAGUGGUCAGCUUGAGGAAUAAUUCUAAUGUUCGGCUUCCGGAAAAGAAUUUCAAAGUCGGAUUUGUUCCCGCCCGGUAUCUCAUAAGAAGCAUUCGAAGAGGGCGCAAUGAACGAAUGGAAGUUUUUUCUACUUUUUAUUUUGUCUUUUCUAGGUACUUUAUACCAUCCUCCUAUUUUCCUUGGUCUUUCGUCGGCUUUCAAAAAUUGGAUGCAUGAAGAUUUGGAACAGGGCGGAGUUUAUCAUGAAGUUCAUAGGAUAGUUCUUUAUAAAAAAAAUGAAGGUUGUUAAACAUUGAAGAUUAUAUUGAAACGAAUAUACUCGGAAUUUUUCUUAAAGAGAUUCUUAGACAUUAAAUAAGCUCAAAAAUAUUUAACGUAAAAUGAUUUUUUUGCUUUAAGAGCGAUGAGAUAAACUCAUGCCUUAUUUAAAGUGGAUAUUACUCCAGAAAGUAUUUAUUAAUAGUCAUUAAAUAUGGGUUUAAGUUUGACUGUUACAUAAAGACCUAAAAUAAUUAACGAGUCUCAAAAAUGUGUGAAUU